Chilo suppressalis (striped riceborer) is the source of this 816-nucleotide messenger RNA. The record is from the annotation of a GenBank genome assembly. Lineage: Eukaryota; Metazoa; Arthropoda; Insecta; Lepidoptera; Crambidae.
AUGAAGAAUAUGUAUACUGUAAUCGUAGUUUUGAUUCUGAUAGCCCUGGCUCAGUUGGGAGCUCAAGAUGUUUAUCCAUACGGUGGGAGUAGUGUGUUACUAUCUAGAAGAAAAAGGUUUCUAGUGUUCCCUGAAGGUAGUUCUUUGCAGCUUGUAUUCUGCCUUACGUUCCCGAAUAUACCGUUGGGCAACAUUAUUCUAUGGGGCUAUACGUCCGCUCUGGCGUACGAGCUUCCUCAAGAUCCGUACUCUCCUUUCGACCACCACGCGGAUCCACUUCAUCGGAGGUCUGACAGCAAAGCCAUUUACUUCACCAAUGAUGACGGGAAGGUGAUUUACAAAAGACCUUAUGAAAGAAAGUUUAUCGUGAAUCCGGCUUUUGCGAAACGGAGUACGGACGAGCUUUCAUCGCCCCAUUUGAAAAAAGGAACGCGAGAUACAUUGAAAAUAGACAGGAAGCAGAUGCACGCCUCGAAAAACAAGCGGGAGUUUUUGAAAAGCGAAAACAUGGAGAGGCGCAGCAUCGAAUUUCACAGGAGCAGCCGCGGCUCCCUUUACCAGAAAAUUGAGACAAUGCUCAGCGGUCUCGGCGGGGAUGGUAGACAGUGCUUGCUAAAGACGCUGUGCCUCGUAGGGCGCACUCGAGACGAACCCCAGGGAACCUUUCUACAGGAGAUACUGAGAGCCGUAUUCACGUUUCCAAAAGGCGAAACCGAUGAUGACUUUUCUGAAGCGUACGAUCGAUCUGCUGAUCUGACGACAUCCUGCGAGGAAGCAUACCCCGAUUGUAGCACGAAUGAAUCGGAGCCUAUUUAG